Molecule: messenger RNA, 2034 nt
Organism: Drosophila eugracilis
Lineage: Eukaryota; Metazoa; Arthropoda; Insecta; Diptera; Drosophilidae
Exons: 7
Coding region: 66-1994 (642 amino acids)
Cellular component (GO): extrinsic component of mitochondrial inner membrane
Source: RefSeq, a predicted model, not a curated record
UUGAGUAACGUGGUCUAGCUAAUUUCGCACUCGAAAUAACUGAAAAACCCCUAAUAAAAAUCAUCAUGAAUCAUUCGGGGGUCCACAAAAAGAAGCCAAGGAUUCGGAAUCGUCAGAGGAACAAGAUUAACCAGGUGCAUCAAGAGCAACAGGAAUCGCUGGAUGGCAAUGCUAUCCCGGUGAAGACAGCUACCAAAAGAGAUGACUGUCAAGUGGAAAACCAGCUUACAAGUGCCCGUACUCAGGCUAAAAGUCCUCCAAAAAGUGGAAAGUCACAGGUGGAAAAUUCAAGCAAGAAAGAUCAGGCGGAAAACCCACAAGAGAAUGAAACCAUCAGGCUAAUACAGCAAUUGUUACGUAGAAAAUUAUUGGCCAAAAAUAAUUCUAGCCCAACUAGUGAAGUGAAAUCAGUUAAUGAACAACCUAAAAUAGUUACCCAACCAAAGGAAAUCAAAGCUGAAGAAAAGAAACCAAAGAUUUCCAGUGCUUCAGAAGCUCCUAAAAUUUCUGCAGAAUCUAAGACAUCAGGAAAACCUUCAAGGGAUACGAAGGCAGAUGAAAUGGAAGAUCUGCUUAAAUGUCUGGGAAGCAAAUUGCAAAUGGGAGCUGGAGAAUCCCCAGCAGCGGCGCUUAUCAGCAAUCUUGGAAAGCUUUUCAGCCAAGCGCCGCCAAGCGAUGUAGAGUCAUCCGAUGAAGAAGCAGAGGAGUAUGUGGAGUACAUCUAUAAGCCAAGGCAAUACUUUAUGGCCUCUUUGUGUAAUUUCUGUAAGUCGGAUCUGUGUGGCCAAAAUCGGAUACCAUGUUCCCGUUGCGGCCUGAGCUAUUACUGCAGCGGUGGCCACAUGAAAGACGACCAGGAGCACCGGCAGCUGUGCUACGCUCUGCGACAAACGGUUGACCGAAAUGGUCACGAGAUGUUCUACAAGUGCGGCGACUUCAGUGGCGAGCAGUUCCGUUCCUUUCGGAUCGUGUGCAUUCGCCAGGUGGAGAAGGAGAUAAAUCGACAGCUCUCCGCCACGGAACAGGAAUUGCUUCUCUUUCCGAUGAUCUGUGGCGAGUCCAAGUGCCGGGAGCAUCGCUUCAAGCGUUUGUCCAUAUGUGGAGGAUGUGGCGAGGUGGCAUUCUGUAAAGAUAAACCGGAGCAUCGCAGCAAGGAGCAUGCCAAGUGGUGUGGCGCCUAUCAACUUUUCAAGGCUUUUAUCAUGUUUCAGGCGAAAUUCGGAAGACUUGAGCCCUCACUGCCCAAUAAGGUUCUUAGAGAGCUGCCCAUGGCUUGCUCCAACACCAAGCAGAUGAUGAAGAAACUUAAUUUCAAUGUUACUAAUGAGUGCGAGUACGCAGCGCUGACCCAGGUAUCCACAGGCCCAUUGACGGCCUGGUUUGCCCUGAAGCUCUGCGAGCGUGUAAGGAACUGCGAGGAGUUGACUCUUCAUUUGAUUGGAGCAGAGAUUGAAUUCGAGGUGGAUAUAUUACAAAAGUGGGAGCUCUUCCUGCUUCACAUAAUGCCAAAUGUGAAGACCCUAAAUGUGGUCUUCAUUGGUCCGGAACUUAAUCCCAAUAAUAUAUCUUUCGAACAGCUAAAGAAAAUCAAGUGCUGCCGUUUGUGUAGGAAAACCCAGAGAACUGUGAAUUAUCAUUUUGAGAAUGGAUUGUAUCAUGAUUACUGCAAAGAACAGCAUUUUCUUCAGCCGAAUUUGGUUUGCUUUUUCAACUCUGGCCUUUAUCGAUCAACUGGAUUUGCACUGGAGGAUACUUGGCCAGAUACCAUUCAGGCUGCACUGAACCUCAAGUGCCCCAUUGUGGUGACCUCUUAUACGAAGUACGAGGCUCCUCUAGACAUGGUGCACUUCAUCAAUCAAUCGAAUCGCCAUUUAAAUGUCGUUUUGCCACCGACCACAAAUCCAUUUUCUUCCGAGAAGCCAGAACGCAAUUUCAUAUCAGACAAUGAAGCCCCUUUUAUGUUUAAGAACUUUUAUUGUUUCGUUGUGGAGUAAUUGGUCGACCAAUAAAAGAGUGGUUGGGUUUUAAAUUUAA